This is a messenger RNA of Gaeumannomyces tritici R3-111a-1, 2967 nucleotides long. RefSeq lists its product as hypothetical. Gene Ontology annotation, biological process: regulation of DNA-templated transcription. Gene Ontology annotation, cellular component: nucleus; Rpd3L-Expanded complex; Rpd3L complex. NCBI's taxonomy places the organism in Eukaryota, Fungi, Ascomycota, Sordariomycetes, Magnaporthales, Magnaporthaceae. The record is from RefSeq and is a predicted model, not a curated record. Bases 948 to 2369 code for a protein of 473 amino acids. The transcript is spliced from 3 exons.
AUUGGCUAGCCCCUUCCACGCCUUUAAGCGUUCAUUUCUUUCCGCGAUUACCCAGCACCGCAGCACGCAUUUCACACCCCACUCCGCUCCUGCCCGUGUCGAAAUCGAUUCAGAGACAUCGAGAAAAAGAAGCCCCGUGUCUUUUGCUGGUCUUAACCUUCUCUGGCCUUCGCUGCCCAGGCUGUCAUCACUCGGCAGGCGCAAAUCCCCUUCUCCCCACCUCAACAAACACUUCAAGUCGGGCGUUGGCUGUGCGGCGGCAAGGGUCUUGUCGGGUCUGGGGCCGUCACCAGCGAGGCAGACCCGGUUUCUGCGCUCCAUUUCUCACUUGCCCUCUUCACGCCGGUCGAGGUGAGCCGCUCAAUUUAUACAACGUACCUGCUCCGCUCCGAGCCCCGUCGCGCCUCCCCAACCGCCACCAUCCCUUGUCGCCUUGCUCGGCCCACGCUUCUCUACUUCUCUAUUUUCCUUUUCUUUCCUUCCUCGACAAUCUCCUUUCCUGCCUCGCACAUUUUCGUGUCUCGGCGUGGCCUGCUCUGUGCUCUUUGGCGACAAGUCCCAUGCAUUCUCAUCACCCUGUCGCGUCUGGCUAGACUAGGUUGCCUGCGCCCCCGCUGCCUCUUUGCAUACCUGCCCGCCUCCGUUAGCUGCUCACACCACCCGCCUGGCCUUGUACUCCCACACUUGGGUGGUAUUUGCCUAGUAUUAGAGAGGCGGAGGCGCUGAGCAGGGCGGUAUAUAUACACCAUCCGUGUUACCACACUGGGUGUCUUGCCACUGCUUCGUCAUCAAGCACCGCAGCCGACACCUCGACGUACUAGCGUCGUCACUACUUGACAAGAUCAGAGGGGCUCCACAUCAAGCCUGCCUAUCUGCGUGUCUUUGCACUAUCGCCGAUAACGGCCCGUUACUUUUCUCUACUCCCGUUUCAGCGGCUGUUAACAACGAUGCCUAGAGACGAUCUCUCCAUCGACUUCGUCAAGAAGAUGCCUCAGGGCGAGGCCCUGGACCCGUCCAUGAUCUUGGAUGACUGGACUCACCGCGUGCAAAACUUGCCCGAGGAGAUCCGGUUCAUCCAAGAUGAGAUCGCGGACAAGGAUAGGCAGUACUACGACUGCAUCAAGGCUAUCGAGGAGCGGGAUGCUCGCAUCCAGAAGUUUAUCAAAACCCAUGGAAGCCAUGAGAAGAAUCCACGCGAGGAGAACCUCCGCAGCGUCAUCCGGGAGAAUUUCGCCAAAGCAGACGUCUUGUCGGCAGAAAAGCUCGCUUUAACCGAAAGGAUGACGAUGAUCAUGGACAAGCACCUGCGCCAGCUGGACAUGCAGAUUAAAAUGCUCUACGACCGAAACGAGCCCGGAUUCACUGACCCGGAUGAGCUGCCGUCCCUCUUGCGCCCAACCGCGAGCCAGACGGCCCCUCCCUCGCGAAUCACUCUGACUGUCAAUACCAACAUCGCGUUGGUAUCGAACCAGGUGCACCCCUCCACAGCCGCUACCCCAUGUACCGUCCGCGUCGCAAGCGGCUCGGCGCGGGGGGCACACGCAACAUCGGCUUCAGCCCCAGCCACUCCCGCCGCCAGCAUGAUACUCGGUCGCCAGGCCCGUGAGAUGUCUGCUGGACCCGGCAGCGGCGCCCCUAAGAGGGGGCCGCGGAUCAAUAGCGGACUUGGAAAUGUGCCAGCAACAUCGAGCAGCCUCGCAAGGCACUCUUCGCUGGGACCCGGGACGCCAAAGGGCCACCAGACCGCAACCGGUGCGCAGCGGGCAGGCAGUGCAGGCCCCAGGGCCUCCAUCAAGGGCACGUCGUCUGGGGGAGCUGGCCGGAAGUCUGGAACGCCGUCUUCUUCGCAUAGUCGGAAGAAAAGCACACCCGCAGCCACGGGCGCUGGUGUCAACAAGUCAGGACUCUCUCGGGUCAAGCGGGUAUCGGCGAAAGCGUCGCCAUCUUCAACAGUGGACUCGGACCUGUCCGAUGCCGCGUCACACCAGAGCGGCGACGAGCGCAGCUCCCGCACAGGAACGCCGGGCGUUGCGCUCGGGUCUGCUCCUCAGCACAAAGGCACAACUGGCACGGCUGGCAGGCCGGGCUCGGGGGUGGCGCGCCUUAAGAAGGAGCACAGGGGCUCGGCAGACGAGGAUGACGAAGACGAAGAGAUGCUGGACAUCGAGGACGACGAGGCCGGCGACGACCGCAAGUACUGCAUCUGUCAGAACGUGAGCUUCGGCGACAUGGUAGCUUGCGACAACGCCGAGUGCCCUACGGAGUGGUUCCACUGGGGCUGCGUUGGUCUCAAGGCAGAGCCUACGGGACUCUGGUAUUGCCCAAUUUGCGACGAAACGAUGAAGAAGAACGGGAACAAGGGGAAAUAGGAGCUCCCUGACCGCGAAAUUCAGCGGGGCCAGCAGGGACGAACACCAGCGCAGCAGGAGCGCCGCCCCAAAGGCGGCGUCGAGGACUGUGUCGUGGUUCGCACCAGCCUCGAUCCGCCGCCCGCCGCCGCCUCGGCGCAAAGUGAACCACUGCAGCACCUGGAUGUCUCCGUUCCGACGCGCAGAGGCCCGGUCGUGCUUAGAGCGCUGCGCCACGGGUCACGCCUGCCACCCAGGCCUGCCAAACCUGUCGCGGCGGCGGGCACAAGAUAUGGCCCGGACGAGGGAUCGGUCUCCCGUGACAUGGAGGUCACUCGGGCUGCCCUCGGUUGCGGCAGCUAACGUGUAAAAGAAGGAUCGUGGGCCUCGGUACAUGUGUCGCCCACGCGUGUUGAGUGCGCACGUAAAGGCUACAAAAUACAGCGCGACCCGACGAGUCGAGCUGCGAACUACAUAAUGAGGAAAUCGAAAUAGGUGGUGGUCAUAAUAAAUGGAUUUUGCUCUGCCUCUUAUACAGUGUCUUGGGCCGAGAAUAGAUAUCCACGAUAGCAAGCAGAUAUACGAGAUGACCAACAACAGAUGUGCACUUAUCAUGCAG